Molecule: messenger RNA, 1119 nt
Organism: Zymoseptoria tritici IPO323
Lineage: Eukaryota; Fungi; Ascomycota; Dothideomycetes; Mycosphaerellales; Mycosphaerellaceae
Exons: 5
Coding region: 1-1119 (372 amino acids)
Biological process (GO): purine ribonucleoside monophosphate biosynthetic process; adenine catabolic process; hypoxanthine salvage
Cellular component (GO): cytosol; nucleus
Molecular function (GO): adenine deaminase activity
Source: RefSeq, a predicted model, not a curated record
AUGCACAAUGUGCAAUGCUCCGAUGAAGUCCGGAUAGGAGUCCAGCAUUGUCCCGUGGUUGAGCUGCUGUGCUUUGUGUUCGAUCGAACGUGUGCGUUUGGACAACCCCGAGCCAAUGCCUGGUCGGUACCCAGUAACAUGCAAGAGCAACAUCGGACAGAUUCGGUGAAUGCUAUUUCAGCCUUCACAUCAACAGAGACUCUGCUCGAGCGAUACAACCACUUCACCUCCUUGGAUGAUUUCCUACACUACUACUAUAUCGGCAUGAGCGUCCUGAUCGACUCCGCCGAUUUCGAAGCUCUCGCCUUGGAUUACUUCGAACACGCCGCCGCAGAUGCGGUCAUGCGCGCGGAAGUUUUCUUUGACCCACAAGCCCACCUCGAACGCGGCGUCUCCUACGAGACCGUGCUCGCGGGCUUCGGGCAGGCUCGCAAGCGCGCUCAACUCGAACUCGGUAUCUCCAGCGACCUGGUCUGUUGUUUCUUACGCCAUCUGCCUGUCGCAGACUCACUUGCCAUGUUUCAAAUGGAAGCGGUGCAAGCGAGCUUUGCGCGCGGAGAGAUCAUCGGCAUUGGUCUGGACUCCAGCGAGAAUGGCUUCCCGCCCGAGUUGUUCACCGACAUCUACUCCCAGGCGAAAAUGCUGGGUAUGCGCCGUACAGCCCACGCCGGCGAGGAAGGACCUGCAGCAUACAUCCGAGCAUCUCUCGACGAUCUCAGCGUGGAACGCAUCGAUCACGGUAUCCGACUUGCCGACGAUCCGGCACUGCUCGCACGCAUCGCUCGAGAAGGCAUCAUGCUGACCGUCUGCCCGAUGAGUAAUGUCCUCCUUCGCUGCGUGACGCAGGUUUCGGAACUUCCAAUCCGCGCUUUCCUCGAUGCCAACGUGCGGUUCUCGAUCAACUCGGACGAUCCGGCGUAUUUCGGGAACAACUACAUUCUCGACAACUACUGCGCGGUGCAGAAUGCGUUCGGCUUGAGCGUGGACGAGUGGACGACGAUCUGCCAAAAUGGUAUCCGCGGCAGUUGGUGCAGCGCGGCACGGAAGGAGGAGAUGUUGACGAAGUUGACCGAGGUAAUCGGCUUGUGGCGGGAGGCACAGCAGGGAGUGGAUAGGUAA